AUGUCGAUUAAACGUGCCCUCUCCAAGGCCAUUAGAGGACACUUGGGAGGUGAGGAUGACUCCUCUGGUUCCAACAUUCGCUCUGCCCUGCCACCCAAAGUUCGUACCGCCCAAUCUCGGUCCAGUUCCCCCACCGCAUCCCCUCGUCGCAGCAUCCUCGGCAACUUCCUACGUGAUAAGAAUGAGUAUGUUUCUUCCUCAGACGAUGUCUCCGACGACUCGUCUACCGGUGGCUUGAGCAAAAACCAACAAAAGCGGUUGGUGCGUCAGCACCGCCGAAGCGAGCGCAGUCGUCUCAGCGAGGAGAUGUUCUCCGAGACCGACCACCGCCGCAAGGAAGAGGAGAUUGCCAAAGCUGCAGCUGAGGAGACCCCAGAUAUGAAAGCUCGGUAUGGCGAGCUUCCCUUAAUGCAGUCGGCCACUCGAACACGAGAAGUGCGUACUCGGAUCGAUGACAUAACUCUUUCUAUGGAGGGACAGCAAGUGCUUUUCAGCGCACGACUGCACGUAAUCCGUCGAAUGAGUGCCAAACUAGUCUUCCUGGUAUUCCGCCAGCAGCUAGCUACCUUCCAGGGUGUGUUGCAUGAGCGGGAGGGGAUAUCGUCUCUCGCCAUGAUCCAGUGGGUGGAGCAUCUCCGGGUUGGCUCUUUUGUCAUGGUCCGUGGCACCAUACAGAAACCUGAGGUUCCAGUGUUGGGUUGCUCAAUCCAUGAUGUUGAGCUGGCCGUUGACUCGGUUCACCUCCAGGUUCGCCGCGAUGAACCUGUCCCCUUCAGCGUCUACGAGGCAGAGAUUCGGACCAACGAAGAAGAAAAGGCCGAGGGCCGCCGCAACCAUAUCCCUGACCGGACACGUUUGGCCAACCGGAUCCUCGACCUUCGCACGGCAACCUCGCAAUCCGUCUUCCGUCUGCAAGCUGCAACAUGUAAUCUUUUCCGUGCUGCCCUUGACGACCGCGAAUUCGUCGAAAUCCACACGCCAAAGCUGCAAGGCGCCGCUACCGAGUCCGGAGCGAGUGUCUUCAAGGUCAACUAUUUCGGCCGCGCUGCAUUCCUCGCUCAGUCUCCUCAAUUGGCGAAGCAGAUGGCUAUCGCUGCUGAUUUCGGCCGCGUCUACGAGAUUGGUGCUGUUUUCCGUGCCGAAAAUUCUAAUACCCACCGUCAUCUUACAGAAUAUACUGGGUUGGAUCUUGAGAUGGCCAUUGAGGAACACUACCACGAGAUGCUUGAGACCCUUGAUGCUGUGAUUAAGAAUAUCCUCAAGGGCAUCUACACCAAAUACCGCCGCGAGGUUGAGCUUGUCAAGUACCAGUUUCCCUCUGAAGAUGUAGUAUGGCUAGAAGAGACGCCGAUCAUUCGUUUUACCGACGGUAUCAAGAUGCUGAACGACUCGGGCUGGUUGAACGAAGACGGCGAACAACUACCUCUAGACGAGGAUCUGGGUACCCGUGAUGAGAUUCGCCUGGGUGAGCUCGUCAAGGAGCAAUACGGCACCGAUUACUAUGUUCUUGACAAAUUCCCUCGCGGUGCACGUCCCUUUUAUACGAUGCCCGACGCCGAAGACGACAAGUACACGAACUCAUUCGACAUGUUUAUUCGUGGCCAAGAGAUUGUCUCCGGUGGUCAACGUAUCCACGAUGCCCACAUGCUAGAGGAAAACAUGCGUCGUGUAGGCAUUAACCCGGACGAUAUGGAGGAGUAUCUUGAGGGCUUCCGCUGGGGUGCCCCGCCCCACGCCGGCGCCGGAGUUGGCCUGGAACGUAUUGUGAUGCUUAUUCUUAAGCUGGGCAACAUCCGGCUAACGUCAAUGUUCCCUCGCGACCCCAAGAGCCUGCCAGCCAAGCCUGUCUCUGAACAGCUCCGUCACCCAGAAUCAUCGACCAUUGAACCACCAUGGCACCGUGAGCACAAGGCUCGGACAGCUUCGGACCCCAGUGAGCUGCAGCCUCUGGAACAUCUGGUUGCUAACUACGGCGAUGCCACAUCAACCUCCUGGUUUGAUGACCGCUUCAAGAUCUGGCGUGACAUGGCCACUGGUGCAGCCGUCGCCUACGUGCCUAGCUCCUCCAACUACGCGAUCAUUCCGGGUAACCCGGCCUGUGACCCCAAGCAGUACACACGCACAAUUACACUAUUUUUGCAGUGGCUACGCCGUGAAACCAAGUUCAAGCCCGUGUGGAUCCUCUGUUCACCUGAGGUUGAAACUAUUCUUGGCGAGCGACUAGGCUGGCGCAGUUUGUCCUGUAUCGCCGAAGAGCGCGUUGACCCAUCGCGCAACCAGGCCGCUUCCGACGGCGAGCUUGCACGUAAGCUGCGUCGCGCUGAAAGUGAGGGCAUUAAGCUGGUCUCUAUGAAGCAAGGCGAGAUGGUACCAGACGAUAUCCGCAAGAAGAUUGACGAGCGUGUCAGCGAGUGGCUGUCCAACCGCAAGGGCACGCAAGUGCACCUGUCCCAGAUCCGCCCAUGGUGCGACUCCGAGCACCGUUGGUACUUCUAUGCUCUAGACAAGAACGGCCUCGUCUGUGCGUUCGUCGCUUUGGCUAUGCUGUCUCCUGCCCACGGUAUGCAAGUCAAAUACAGUCUUGAUUUCCCCGGCGCACCCAGUGGUGUUAUUGAAUACAUUGUCACGCAUGCAAUCCAGACCGCCGCUAAGGGCGGCGUCAAGGGCCUCACAUUUGGUGCUGGCGCCACUUCCCAGCUCACCGCUGGCCACAACAUGCACGGAACCAAGGUCAAGAUGCUGGAACACACCUACGAAGCCCUCGCUAAACAGUUCCAUCUUGUGCGCAAGAGUGAAUUCCGUGCUAAGCUCGGCGCCACCGAGGACCCGCUGUACAUCUCCUACCCGACCCAUGGCCUGGGCUCCAAGGGUAUUCGCGCGAUCCUGAACUUCUUUGAAGAUUAA
Messenger RNA from Penicillium egyptiacum, 2904 nucleotides. NCBI's taxonomy places the organism in Eukaryota, Fungi, Ascomycota, Eurotiomycetes, Eurotiales, Aspergillaceae. The record is from the annotation of a GenBank genome assembly.